UAGGCUCAACUCUUCAUGGAGCCGGACUCAAAUGUCCUGAUAAUUGUCUCAACUUUGACUUCCAACAACCCUGAGAGGUGGAGAGAAGGACUUUUAAACAGCUGGAGCUUUAAUGACAGAUGUGGGGAAUGUGAGAGGAAAUGUGGCUGCAGCCAAAAAGAAAAUGUCAAGAACCUGCAACUGGACAGCAACCACAUCGGCUGCAUCGAGGAUGGAGCGUUCCGAGCGCUGCGCGAUCUGGAGAUUCUCACCCUCAACAACAACAACAUCACCCUCAUCCCGCUGUCCAGCUUCAACCACAUGCCCAAGCUGCGGACCCUGCGUCUCCACUCCAACAACCUCCACUGUGACUGUCAGCUGUCCUGGCUCUCCGAUUGGCUCAGAGUCCGGCGGGGCUUGGCUCCCUUCACCCAGUGCAUGGCCCCCGCCAACAUGAGAGGUCUCAACGUCCCAGAUGUGCAGAAGAAGGAUUUUCUCUGCACUGGUCCGGCGCAGACGGAGGCGAGGACCUGCGUCCCUCAGGUGGCCGUGUGUCCUCCCAGCUGCAGCUGUAACAACAACAUAGUGGACUGUCGCCGCAAAAGCCUGACUGAGAUCCCGGCCAACCUGCCCGAGGCCAUCGUGGAGAUUCGCUUGGAGCAGAACUUGAUUAAAAACGUCCCAGCUGGAGCCUUUUCUGCCUACAAGAAGCUCAAGAGAAUUGACUUGAGUAAGAACCAGAUUUCUGACAUUGCUGACGACGCUUUCAGUGGCCUCCGCUCACUCACCUCACUGGUUCUGUAUGGAAACAAGAUCACGGAGCUGCCCAAAGGACUGUUUGAUGGACUCGUGUCCCUGCAGCUGCUGCUGCUGAACGCCAACAAAAUCAACUGUUUGAGAGUCAACACCUUCCAAGAUCUGCAGAACCUGAACCUGCUGUCGCUGUACGACAACAAGCUGCAGAGCAUCAGCAAAGGGCUGUUCGCCCCGCUGCGCUCCAUCAAGACUCUCCAUCUGGCCCAGAAUCCCUUCAUGUGCGACUGUCACCUCAAGUGGUUGGCUGACUACCUGUUCGACAACCCCAUUGAGACCAGCGGGGCGCGCUGCAGCCACCCCAGAAGGCUGGCGAACAAGCGCAUCAGCCAGGUGAAAGGCAAGAAGUUCCGGUGCACAGGUAGGAGACCAGCUCGCACACGCUACGGCUGCAGGAGUCUCGAUAAAGCAGACGUGGAGCUUCCUGCCUCCCGAGCGCUUUUUCCCCUGGCUCAGGGCAUUGUGGGCAUUGAUGACCGCAUAGAAAAGAUUCACUGCUCUUCUCCAUCUUCUCCUCUCUUCUCUUCUAAAGUAUGUUUAAUUAAGGGUUCUGCAGCACGUCAUACUUCAAUGGUCACCAAAGGCCUCUUGACCUUCAUGCUGUCUCUCCAUCUCGUGUUGUUUUGUCUGGAUGGUCCAGUUGGUUCCAUGUUCUAUAAUUCAUGUCCAACUAAAUUCCUCCAUCAUUCUCCCUUCAGGCGGUUAAACGACAACGAGAUUGCCGUCCUGGAGCCUGCUGGGAUGUUUAAGAAGCUGCCAAACCUGAAGAAGAUAAACUUAAGCAACAACAAGCUGAGGGACGUGCGUGACGGUGCCUUUGACGGAGCGGAGGGCGUCUCGGAGCUGCUGCUGACGGGGAACAAGCUCACAGGACUGCAGGGACGCAUGUGUAGAGGCCUCAGUGGCCUGAAGACGCUAAUGCUGCGCAGCAACCAGCUGAGCUGCAUCGACAACGGCACCUUCACGGGCCUGAGCUCUGUGCGUCUGCUCUCGCUGUACGACAACCGCAUCAGCAGCAUCGCGCCGGGAGCCUUCUCCACCAUGCACUCCCUGUCCACCAUUAACCUCCUGUCCAACCCGUACGUGUGCGAUUGCCACCUGGCCUGGCUGGGCCAGUGGCUGAAGAAGACGAGGGUGGUCAGUGGAAACCCUCGCUGUCAGAAGCCGGCCUUCCUGAAGGAGAUCCCCAUCCAGGACGUGGCCUCGCCGGACUUCACGUGCGACGGUGCAGAGGAUAACGGUUGCCUUCCUUCGUCCGGCUGUCCGGACGUCUGCACGUGCACAGACGGCGUGGUGCGAUGCAGCAACAGAGGUCUGCACUCUCUGCCCAGAGGCGUCCCCAAGGACACCACGGAGCUAUACCUGGAGGGUAAUAUGCUGGCGUAUGUGCCCAAGGAGCUGGCAGGUCUGAGGCAGCUGUCGUUGGUGGACCUGAGCAACAACAGCAUCAGCAUAUUGGCCCCCUUCACCUUCAGCAACAUGACUCAACUAGCCACACUCAUCCUGAGUUACAACCAGAUCCGCUGCAUCCCGGUCCACGCCUUCGACGGGCUCAAGUCCCUGCGCCUGCUAACUCUCCAUGGCAACGACCUUUCAACCGUACCGGAAGGAGCUUUCAACCACCUCACCGCUCUGUCCCACCUGGCUCUCGGCGCCAACCCGCUCUACUGUAACUGCGAGCUGCGCUGGCUGUCUCAGUGGGUCAAGGCUGGCUUCAAGGAGCCCGGAAUCGCUCGUUGCUCCGGGCCGCCUGACAUGGCCGACCGGCUGCUGCUCACCACGCCGCUCAACCGCUUUCAGUGUAAAGGUCCAGUAGACGUCAGCCUGAUGUCAAAGUGCGCCCCCUGCCUCGCACUUCCCUGCCUAAACAACGGCACCUGUGUGGCGGAAGCAGCUGGCUCGUACCGCUGCACCUGUCCGUAUGGAUUCAAGGGUCAACGCUGUGAGACGCCCAUCAACGCCUGCGUUAGCUUCCCCUGCUCGCACGGAGGAACCUGCCACGUCCCGCCUGGCAACGAAGACCACUUCAGCUGUGUGUGUCCUCCAGGUUACGAGGGCCAACGUUGUGAGAUGAACCCGGACGACUGUGAAGACAACGACUGUGAGAACAACUCCACCUGCAUCGACGGUGUCAACAACUACACCUGCGUCUGCCCCCCCAACUACACAGGUGACCUGUGUGACGAGGUGGUUGAUUCUUGCCUCCGUGGUUUCGACCCCUGUCAGCACGACUCAAAGUGUGUCCACGUUGGCCGCGCUUACAGGUGUGAGUGUCUGCCGGGCUACGUGGGACGCCACUGUGAGCAGGACUACAACGACUGCCUGGAGAACAAGUGUCAACACGGAGCGCAGUGCGUGGACGCCGUCAACGGCUACACCUGCGUCUGCAAACAGGGGUUCAGCGGGCUGUUCUGUGAGAACCCCCCGCCCAUGAUUCUGCUGCAGACCAGCCCCUGCGACCAAUCGGACUGCCAGAACGGCGCCCAGUGCCUGGUGGUGGCCGGGGAGCCCGUCUGCCGCUGCAUGCCCGGUUUCUACGGCAGCAAAUGCGACAAGAUCGCCACUGUUCACUUCCUGGGUCGGGACGGGUACGUGGAGCUGCCGAGCGCCAAGCUCCGCCCCACGGCGCAUAUUUCACUGCAGGUGGCCACGGACAAAGACAACGGGAUCCUGUUGUACAAGGAGGACCACGACCCUCUGGCUCUGGAGCUCUACCAGGGACACAUCCGCCUCAUCUACGACAUCGCCAACUACCCGCCCACCACCGUGUACAGCGUGGAGUCGGUGAAUGACGGACUCUUCCACGCUGUCGAGCUUUUGAUUCAGAAUCGUUCUUUGAGCCUGGUGGUGGAUAACGGGGCCCCCAAGAGCCUCGGCAAGUUGGCCCGCCAGCCCUCCGUGGACCACAACACCCAACUCUACAUCGGAGGAGUCCCGUCGGAGGUGGUGGCCUCGGGUCUGCGUCCCGGCCCGGAUCGUUCCCCUCAGGCCUUUAACGGAUGCAUCCACAACGUCCGAAUAAACGGGGAGCCUCAAGACCUGAGCUACAGGGCCGCAGGAGCAGCCCGACCGCGGGGGCUGGAGGGGAAGGCCGAGGGCGUCCUCGCAGGCUGCCAUUCCUGCAGCGUGUGCGCUCAGGGAGCGUGCAGGGAGGGGGGCGAGACGGGGGUGACGUGCGACUGUCCCCCGGGACGCAGCGGCGCCCUGUGCGACCAGACGACGGCACCGCGCGCCUGUCACGACAGCAGAUGUGUCCACGGGCAGUGCGUGCCGAAGGGACAGUCCUACAGCUGCCAGUGCAGCGAAGGCUACCAGGGGCAGUACUGCGACCGGCGGCAGGAGCCCCCCCCCUGCCGGGCGCCGCGCUGCACGCACGGGGAAUGCCGCGUCUCCGAGGCCGGAGAGCCCGUCUGCCACUGCCAGCCGGGGUACGCCGGGCCCACCUGCGACGCAGAGCUCUCGUGUCAGGGAGAGAUGGUGAGGGAGCCGCUGAGGCGCCACCACCCGAUGACGACGUGCACGUCCACGGCCAAGAUCGCCCGCGUGGACUGUCCCCGGUCCUGCCAGGCCGCGGCCCCCCCGGGCUUCUGCUGCGGGGUGACCAAGAGCCGGAGGAGGAAGGCGGUGUUCCGCUGCACCAACGGCACGACGUACUCCGAGGAGAUGGAGACGCCCGUGGAGUGCGGCUGCUCCGCGUGCGCGUUGUAACGCCGCCGCGCCGCUUUGACAUUCUGUGAAUCGUCUACAACGCUGUCGCUCUGAGCUCCUCCCACGUGGAGGAGCACCAUCGUUAUGUGAUUCUUCUCCUUACACGCUCACUUUCACCGCUUGCCGCCGAGAUAAAAACCACAAACGGAAAAUGGGACUUGCGUGUGUGUGUGUGUGUGUGUGCGUGUGUGUGUUUUAUGACAGAGAAAUAUAUUGUAAGAUAUAAGUGAGAGAAAACAUAGAACUUAUUUUUAUUAUGGAUUUUUUUUUCUAAAAGAUGAUGAAAGGACUGAUAAGUUUUGUCUUUUGAAUGUGUUGAUGAUAUAAUGUGUUACAUAGUAUGGAAGGUUGUUUUUUACUAUAUAAGGAGGAAGCAUACACAGCAAAAUAGAUUAACAUUCCUUAAAAGUAUAUGAAUUUAUAUGUUUGUAUAAAUCUAUAUAAAUAUAUACCCUAACCCAACGAAUUCUAUAUUUUCAAAGUGUAUUUGCAUGAUAAUGUGGGAGGCCCAGGACACGGAGAGGAGAGACCCCCCCCAGAGAGAAGAACUGUAUGUGCUUCAAUGGACCCCACCCUCAUGGGAGAAGGACUCUUUCCACAGACAUGAACAUCACAUCGUUCUUUCAGCCACUUGGGUUCGAAAUGAAGACGUUUUCUAUUCAUUAAGAUGAAACAUAAGAGAGGAAUUCUCACACAAAUAAGAACACGAAAGAAACAUACUUUGAUUGUAGCAUCGACUUAUUCCCCUCAGCAUGGAGGGAGGUUUAUAAGCUAUAAGAUACAAAGCCGUUUUUAACCCAAACCCCCCCCCCCCCAGAUCAGAGAGUUGAUGCCCUGCUUCCUGUGGGUGAAGCUGUCAGGUGAAGCUGACGGGUGUAGUUGUUUGUGGUCAGAAGGUUCCUCUCUUGAACCCGUUUCCCCCCCAGCAGCGGUGUCCCUGUGCACCCGGGGGGGUUUCUCCAUCACUGCAGCAGUUAAAAAAACACCAGCAACAAACGUUCUGCUGGUUUCAGCUUCAGCAUCUAAUUGUUUCACCGGGCAGGAAGAUCAUUUCAUGCCAAAGUCAAAUGUAUUUAACCAAUAAGAACUGUGGAUUCAUCCAACUUCAAGUGCCUUCCUGUACUUCUUUUCAAAUCCAAAAAUGUUGCUGCAAUAUUGUCAACCAGUGCUACUGAAUGUUGGACGUCUCCAUGACAACACGAUCUGAAUGAUGUGGGGGCCUUUCCAAAGGAAGUGAUGCUAACAAUAAACAGAGACGCCUCCAUCAUUUGUGUGUCACGUGAUAACAUCUUGAAAUGUAGUUGAAAAGUGUUCAAGCUGCAGCUUUUUGAUGAGUCUAAAUUUCUAUACUGACGUAAGAACACAGAGCGUCUGAUCACAGCAAACCUGCAACAAGUCAACAAGAGUAGACCCUAGAGACUAAGUACUAAUGUAACUACUACUGUAUUGUCUACUUUACACAUUGUGGCUUUGUCUACACGUGCAAAGUGUCCUCACACUCCUCACAGUUGAUUCAGUUUCAGACGUAUUAGUACAAAGUCACGGAUUAACAAAUCUUCUCUUCCUUGGUUUAGAUCCUCCUCCCUUCUUUCCUUUCCUCUUCUCUCUUUUUUCCCCCUUUCUGUGAUCCGUUGUGUUUCCUCGUCCUGCGUGUUCCUCCUCUCGUCUCCUAAAGCUUUACCUCUUCAUUGGGAACAGAGUCAGACGCCUUUGUUAUUAGUUUUACCACAAAGGAAAUAAUCCUUUUACUCAUUUUCAUUUUCCAGGUCUGAGGUUGAAAAAAACAUGAAAAUUUGAGUGAUGAUAAUUGAUUCUUAUGUCAAAUGUUCAAAUUAAACUACAAUUGAAACUA
Messenger RNA from Gasterosteus aculeatus aculeatus (three-spined stickleback), 6352 nucleotides. The record is from RefSeq and is a predicted model, not a curated record. Lineage: Eukaryota; Metazoa; Chordata; Actinopteri; Perciformes; Gasterosteidae.